AUGGAGGUUUGGUAAGUUCUUUUUAUUUUUUAGAUCUUUUAGAUUAAUAUAGGCUUCACAAAUAGCCUAUAAGUAGUCCGAAGUCAGGAAAAAAUGUAAUUUUUUAAUCGAUUUUUUGAUAUUUGAUUCAGGUCUGGCAUCGGUGAAGAAUUGAACAUGGUUCAGAAAUGGUUUUGUUACCUACUUCAAUGGGAGUUUCGUAAGUUCUUUUGAUUGUUGAUUGUUUUAGAUUAAUAUAGGCUUCAAAGUUAGUCUCUAAGAAUGUGAGAUGACAGAGAAGUGUUGUUUGAAUAGAACACACUUUUUAGAAUUAUCUGAAACAACUUGAGGACGAAGGUAAAUGCGUCUUUAGCACAUUUUUGUUAUUUCUUUAUAGAUAACUUUAAUGAACUUUGAAUUAAAAUUAGGGAAAGGUUCAUUGAAUCAUGAGGAAGCUUCUCUAGAAGGUUAUAUCAAAUUUAUUAACUUAUAGCAGCUUUUUUUAUUUUUAGGUAACAACAAACUAAAAAGUAGAGCGACUAUUAAUAGUACCAGACCUAGUCGUACUCCAUUGGCUACGAUGGUGUAUGUUUACUCUAUUAAAGCUGAUGACAUUCAUUCUAUUUUGGUUGAUAAUCUUUAUUCGAUGCUUCAGUGA
Molecule: messenger RNA, 637 nt
Organism: Bursaphelenchus okinawaensis
Lineage: Eukaryota; Metazoa; Nematoda; Chromadorea; Rhabditida; Aphelenchoididae
Source: the annotation of a GenBank genome assembly